AUUUUGGAUCCCAGGACUGCUAUGACAUUCCUAGAUCAUUCCCCUCGGAGAAAAGCUGCUCAUUUGACUUCAACGAAAGCUUCAACAGCUAUUUUAAAAACAAAGGAAUGAUGCCAGUGGGCAGCCAGUCCACAGAGGAGGUAGACCAGAACUAUGUACCUAUGAGUGCCAACUCCCCGUCACACCAUCACUCAGGCAGUUUAUCGGAGCCAAUGCACGAACCGAACUAUGUGCCCAUGACCCCAAGCACCAUGGAGUUUUCCUCCCUUGGAAAGCAGGUCCCCCCACCUGCCCACAUGGGCUUCCGCUCCAGUCCUAAGACCCCUCCUCGCAGACCAAUGCUCAGUGACUGUCAGCCCCCGCCUGUGGACCGAAAUCUCAAACCUGACCGCAAAGGUGAGAGCACA
Molecule: messenger RNA, 407 nt
Organism: Plectropomus leopardus (leopard coralgrouper)
Lineage: Eukaryota; Metazoa; Chordata; Actinopteri; Perciformes; Serranidae
Source: RefSeq, a predicted model, not a curated record